AUGGCCUUUGAAUCCCUCCUGGGGUCGAUUGACCCCGUGCCUCUCUCUGAGCCGCCAUCCUCUCAUCUUCACUGUGCUCGGCUGUGGGCUUUUGUCCUGUUGGCCCUCGUCGCUCUCUACCUCCGCAUGUCGAGGCACGCGCAACAAAAUGCCGACUUCACCCUUGCGAACCCGCCCAAGUGGUACGAGUUGAAAAUCGUCAAGCAGAUCCGUUUUCUGUUCAACGGCAUCAGCGAACUAGACAAGGCUAGGGAAAAAGCCAACGGAAACCCAUUCCGGCUCCUCACAAACUCGCGUGAAAUUAUUGUCCUGCCACCGUCCUACGCAGAGAUCCUCAACGCCGAAGAUAGAUUAAGUUUUGCAAAGUAUUUCGCCGACGAAUUCGAUGGCGAUGGCAAAACUCCUGGUUUGGAGCCGUAUACUCUCAUUGCGGACCCUUGCAAAACAGUUCCGAAGUUGGUCACCAAGCGUUUGACAAGGUCAUUAAACACGAUCCCCAUCAAGAUGUCAUCUGAAGCUAGCUUCGCCAUUGAAUAUAAUUUCGGUGGUGGUGUCAACUGGCAAGAAGUUGCUAUACAUCAGCAUCUUCUCGACGUAGUUGCACGCAUGAUCUCUCGUCUUUUUUGGGAUGGCGACGAAGUAUGCCGGGAUGAACGGUGGCUUCAAAUUAUGAAAGAAUGGUCAGUCAACAGCGUCAUCGCCGCCUUCAUGAUCAAUAUGGCGCCUAGUUUUGCUCGACCACUCAUCCGCCGAUUCUCCCCUACUGUCCGGCGAGCUCGCGACGACUACCAAGCUGCGCGUCAGUUUAUCGAGCCGCUUAUUAAUGUGCGCCGCCAGGCCCGCGAAAAGGCCCGCGAGUCUGGCGAGAGGGCUCUCGCGUUCGACGACAUUGUGGACUGGAUUGACUCCGAGAAUGAAGAAUUGACGUGUGAUCCUGUUGCUCUGCAAAUGGUACUCAAUGUUGCCGCUGUUCAUACCACGGCGGCGCUGGUCACCAAUACUAUUUCGUUCCUGGCCAGCGACCCGUCCACUUUGGAGCCCCUUCGGCAAGAAUUGGUGGCUGAGCUUCGAAGCAACGGGUGUCAGGCCGCCGCCUUAAACAACCUCAAAUUACUGGACAGUGCCAUCAAAGAAUCACUUCGCUUGAAGCCCCCAGGUGUUUUUGGCAUGCAUCGCGCCGCCUUGCAGGAUAUGCAACUACCCAACGGGAUGCGCAUCCAUAAAGGCGAUCGUGUCUUUGUAGAUAUUCCUCAUAUGCGCGACCCCAAUAUCUACGAAUCUCCAAACACCUACGACAUGUACCGUUUCUAUCGCAUGCGCGGCCAGCCUGAUCAAGCCCUAAAGGCACCUCUGGUUCACACAAGCCCAGAGCACUUAGCCUUUGGACACGGAGCCCAGGCGUGCCCAGGGAGAUUCUUCGCUGCCAUUCUUAGCAAAGUUGUGCUGUCUCAUCUUUUGCUCAAGUACGACUGGAAACUCGCUCCAGACAGCGAUUUGACGUCUCUGGCGAUUGGGUUGACAAAGCGGAUCAACCCAAAGUUGAAGUUGCUGUUCAGACGGCGCAACGAAGAGUUUGAGUUGAGCUGA
This is a messenger RNA of Metarhizium brunneum ARSEF 3297, 1587 nucleotides long. It is a transcript of the gene eqxH, whose product is annotated as Cytochrome P450 monooxygenase eqxH. NCBI's taxonomy places the organism in Eukaryota, Fungi, Ascomycota, Sordariomycetes, Hypocreales, Clavicipitaceae. Gene Ontology annotation, molecular function: oxidoreductase activity, acting on paired donors, with incorporation or reduction of molecular oxygen; monooxygenase activity; iron ion binding. The record is from RefSeq and is a predicted model, not a curated record.